Messenger RNA from Apodemus sylvaticus (European woodmouse), 4233 nucleotides. RefSeq names its product terminal nucleotidyltransferase 5C (gene Tent5c). The transcript has 3 exons. Gene Ontology annotation, molecular function: poly(A) RNA polymerase activity; RNA binding. Gene Ontology annotation, biological process: mRNA stabilization. The coding region runs from base 361 to 1608 and encodes 415 amino acids. Lineage: Eukaryota; Metazoa; Chordata; Mammalia; Rodentia; Muridae. The record is from RefSeq and is a predicted model, not a curated record.
CAGCUGUCUGGGGGCCACAGUCUCUGCACCGCUCCUGCUGGGGGCUGCCCACGCCAACCACCUGCCUCAGUCACCUCCUCUUCCAACGCCCAGCCACAAAUCCCUGGACUGAGGCAACCUCGAAAUCCAUGUUGGAGCCCAAGGAGAAUGCAGUGAUGUGCAUUAAAAAGCAGCAGCCUCCACACAAUGGAACCGUGGCUGGCUGAAUGCUGUCUGCACAUGGCUUUGCAGCAUGGAAACCGUUCGUGGUGAAACUGGAAGACGGCAUCGAGACUUUGUUUCAGCUUUUGUGUUUGUCUACACGGCAUUGAAUCCACACGAGGCCACAAGCACUUUGCGUUUCUAAGAUAGCAGUGCUUUAUGUAUUGGAAUUUCCAGGCCUUCAUCAUUUUCAUCUCUUUUAAACUUCCCUUGGCCAGAACAUCCCCUAAGAUGGCAGAGGAGGGCAGCAGCACCAAGGACUCUGAGUCCUUCAGCGUGCUCAACUGGGAUCAGGUUAGCCGGCUGCAUGAGGUCCUGACUGAGGUCGUACCCAUCCAUGGACGAGGCAACUUUCCAACCUUGGAGAUAACCCUGAAGGACAUUGUCCAGACUGUCCGAAGCCGGCUGGAGGAGGCGGGCAUCAAAGUGCAGGAUGUCCGGCUGAACGGCUCUGCGGCCGGUCACGUUUUGGUCAAAGACAACGGCUUGGGUUGCAAAGAUCUGGAUCUGAUCUUUCACGUGGCUCUUCCCACAGAGGCAGAAUUUCAGCUGGUGAGAGAUGUGGUUCUGUGCUCCCUUCUGAACUUUCUGCCAGAGGGCGUGAAUAAGCUCAAAAUCAGUCCCGUCACCCUGAAGGAGGCAUACGUGCAGAAGCUGGUGAAGGUUUGCACAGACACGGACCGCUGGAGCCUGAUUUCCCUCUCCAACAAGAACGGGAGGAACGUGGAGCUCAAGUUUGUCGACUCCAUCCGGCGUCAGUUUGAGUUCAGCGUGGACUCUUUCCAGAUCAUCCUCGAUUCUUUGCUCUUUUUCUAUGACUGCUCCAGUAAUCCCAUCUCCGAGCAUUUUCACCCCACAGUGAUCGGGGAGAGUAUGUACGGGGAUUUUGAGGAAGCCUUUGACCAUCUUCAGAACAGGCUGAUCGCCACCAAGAACCCUGAAGAAAUCCGAGGUGGGGGUCUUCUUAAGUACAGCAACCUUCUUGUGCGGGACUUCAGGCCUGCGGACCAGGAGGAGAUAAAGACUUUGGAGCGCUACAUGUGCUCCAGGUUUUUCAUCGACUUCCCCGACAUCCUGGAGCAGCAGAGGAAGCUGGAGACCUACCUUCAGAACCACUUCGCUGACGAGGAGAGAAGCAAGUACGACUACCUCAUGAUUCUUCGCAGGGUCGUGAAUGAGAGCACCGUGUGCCUCAUGGGGCACGAACGCAGACAGACCCUGAAUCUCAUCUCUCUCCUGGCCUUGCGUGUGCUGGCGGAACAAAACAUCAUCCCCAGUGCCACCAAUGUCACCUGUUACUACCAGCCAGCUCCUUAUGUCAGUGACGGCAACUUCAACAACUAUUACAUUGCCCACCCUCCAGUUACCUACAGCCAGCCUUAUCCUACAUGGCUGCCCUGUAACUAACCUGAAGACCUGAGGGUUUCCACAGUGGGAACCCGCUUAGGGCAGGGGCUCUCAGGUAGGAGAGCCUCUUUCUAGAUGUAGGUGUUUGGCUUUUUAAGGGGAACUCAGCUCUGACUCUGUUUUUCUUUGUGUACCCGUUGGAAUAGGUCCACAGACUAUCGUGAGCCAACCCUAAAAGGACCCAUAGUACAGUACCACUCGGGGAGAUGCAAUAGGAAGUGAGACUGCUCACCAUCUUUCUAAGAUAGUCACUAACACGUCACUUCCCAGACAUUAGCACGUGGGAUCUGAGCUCGGCACAGUCUCUGAGAUGGGAGAGUUGGACAGAGCACGCACAAGAAGUGUUCCAGUGCUCUCCUCAGCUGAGUCUGCGGUAGACUCUGCAGACUCUCUCCUUCAGGAUCUCGGCAGUUGUGUGAAAGCUGUGCUGAUAGUCUCUCACUGUGCCAACUUUAGUCAACUCCCCAGACUGAUAAAACCGUGAGGGUGCUCUUUGUGACUCAGUUUCCAUUCACGGGACUAAGUGGUGUAUGUCUAGUCCCCGUCGGCAGAGCUGAGAGUUUCAUUCAUCAAUAAACCAAAGCCAAUAGCUGGAGACUCGAGAUCUGGUUGGAAGUGGUUUAUGGUAUACGCUGUGCUUUAUCAAGGAAUUAUGAGAUAUUGUGGAGAAAAAAAAAUGACCUUUUUCUUGAAAUGUAACUUGAAAACAAAAUAAAAUGUGGAACAUAAUGUUAAAGUAGAAUUGUGGUGGAGGGGCGGUGAUUGUCAAUAGGAAACACGGAUGUUUUGGUUUUGGUUUUGUUUGUUUUUUCUUUUCUUUAAGGAAUUCUUAUUGAAUGACAUGUCCCCCCAAUCCUCGGCCCUGCCCCAUCCCAUUUGCUCUCUGAUGACUGACUCUUGUUUGCUCUUCCUGAGUAAGGAGUGCAUUGUGCCCAGAGUCAGUGUCAUGACUGACAUGAAGUUCUUCCCAUGUUUUAAAUAGAAGCCCAUUUUGCACAUCACUCCCAGUAUGACAAAGAUUUUUUGCUAGAGUCCAUUGACUGCUCUUUACCAAUCCCUUCAAAAGUAGCCAUUGCAUUCCCCAGAUAGUUUCCACAGCAGGAGAAUUCAGGGAUUUCAGGAGAAGAGAGUAGCCAGUGGAACCAUUCUAGAAUUCCACUUCCUCUCUCCAAGUUGCAGGGGAGUAGGGGUUCAGUGUCAAGUCUGGCCCCGUGCAGAGUGAUGAGUCUGGAAAGGCAAGAAUGAUCUUCCUUAUUCUGUAGAUUUAAGCAUUAUAUUUAUGUUCUGCACUUUGGAAGGAAAACAGUGUUAAUUGCUGGCCCAAAGCAAGCAGUCCACAGGGUGGGGUCUAGGCGACUGUGACUUUACCUAGUGGGUUCAGAAGAGAGAUUUUCCCAUUUUGAAAUUUUCUGUGGGAUGUUUUAGAAUGCAUUUCUUUAGGAUAUCCAGGGGAAAGAUACUCAGCAUUGCCAGCAAUCUUGAUUUCUAAAAUGAUGCUAUCAAAUCCACGAUCUCAAUUGCUACUUUGUUCAGUGACCGUAAAAAUCCAAAGAUCGGAACUACUGCUUUGUAUCUGCUUUAAGCUAUCUAGUUUUCCUUAUGCAAAAAAAGGUGUAGUAAAAAUUAAGUGACUGACCUUUUUCUAGUGCUGUGUUUUCAAGUUGCUUCUGGAAUGUGCUUCAGUAGUCCCCCUAAGAGUUGAUCCAAAUGUAACUUCACUGCAUCCUAAGUUAGGUCACCAGAAGACUCAGUAUAACUGGUUUCGACUGCCCUUUGAAUCUUAGUUGGGUUAGAAUUCACUGGCUUUGGGUUUUGGGAGGGGGACCUGAGCUGUUUCAGGGUUGAAAAGAAGGUAAUGAAAAGCAAACCCAACUUUGAGAACUAUUGGUCAUCCAUGACCUUAAAAGGCUACAGUUGUGAUCCAAGGAGGAGAACGUGUUUGCACAAGACAAGAUUUGCUCAGUCACAGCUUUUGAAAUGUGUUGGAGCCUCCCUCGAUGUAAGCACUUGCUAAUAGAAGCAGAAAUCAGGACUGCUUUAACUGACAAGGCUUGGAGACAAGGAAGGCCCUGGAAAAUUUCUGGCAUCUUCUUGGAAUUCUUUCCACUAUAUAUAUAUACACAUACACAUUUUUCCAGUCUAGCUGGAGUUGUCUUCUGAGGAUGGAGAGAGGAGACACAAAAGCUGUAAACCACCACUGGAUGGUAGCACCCUUGAUGGGUUCUUUUUAGUCUGCCCAGCUGUUUUGUGGUUGGAGAAUUGAUGUGUGUUCUAGAACCAUUAUAGUGAAAAGUUGCAUUGACCAAAGCUCCAUUUUUAAGAGACAAGUCCUGGUUUGAGGACUAGAGUUGUGUCUACCUGCCUUGUGUGAGCCUUCUGCCAGAGCAGAAACAGGCCAGGUCACCUUGCACUUCAGAUGUCAGGAAGUUUUAUCUGAAACCUGUCUUUUGUGCUGCUCACAUAUGCACCAGACACCCUUGUACCAAAUCCAGUAGUUUGUGUGUGUUGUGUGUGUGUGUGUGUGUUGGGUAAUGUGAAACCUGGCCUUGGCAGAGGGCACUGAAGGGCAAGUGCAGGCUGUAACCUAAAUGGAAGCAGUCUUUCAUUUGCUCUUUUUUUUUUUUU